AUGUUUUUCAGAAGAUGGAAAUGGUGUCUGGCCGUCAUCGCUACCAUUCUUUUCCUUGUAACAAUAUCCUCUUUCUCAGCUCAGCUCACACCUUCGAGAACAUCCAUUCUUCCGCUAGGACACCACGAUCAAACGCCCCCAUCGCCGCCGAAGCCACAACAAAUUCCAACUGGAAAUUCUCAAAGCUCGCAUGCGUGCCCAGCGAUACCGCCUAACCCAGUUGUGACUCCAAAUACUGGCGCUCGGUUUGAUUGGAGAGCGAUUCCGAGUCACCACCCGGUCGACCACUAUGUGCAACUAUCGUCGCAAAAGCCUUCGCCUAGAGAAGCUGUUCAACGAUCUCCUAAUCCAGCGGCAUUGAAUGCGAACAAGACUGCCUUUCGCCGAGAGGCUGUCAAACAGACUUUCCAGAGGAGUUGGAGAUCUUACAAGGAGCGUGCAUGGAUGAGAGAUGAGCUUGCACCUAUCUCGGGUCAACCUCGAACCACUCAAUUCGGUGGCUGGGGAGCCACCUUGGUUGACUCAUUAGAUACUUUAUGGAUUCUGGAUAUGAAAGAUGAGUUUGCAGAAGCUGUCGAAGCAGCGCUCCAGAUUGAUUUCAAACCAAGUGAUGAUCGCGAAAGCGAGAUCAACAUGUUUGAGAUCAUCAUACGCUAUCUGGGAGGCUUCAUAGGCGCCUACGACGUGUCCGGUUGUCAUGACGCCCGCCUUCUGAACAAAGCACUCGAAGUGGCGGAUAUGGCAUAUGCGACAUUCGAUACAUCGAAUCGUAUGCCGGUCUCGAGAUGGAAAUCAGGGAAAGCAGCAGGUGGAGAAGAGCAACUGCCAGCACGCUCAGUGCUCAUAGCCGAAGCAGCGUCUGCUAGCGUAGAGUUCACUCGUCUCUCCCAAAUUACAGGUGAUAUGAGAUAUUUUGACGCCAUCUCCAGAGUUACGAACGUCCUGGACGAGCAACAAGGAUCUACCAAGCUUCCUGGCAUGUGGCCCAUCAGCGUGGAUAUGAGGACACCAAACUUAACCUUUGAUGCUUUCUUCGGGCUGGGUGCCAUGGCCGAUUCAGCAUUUGAGUAUCUACCAAAGAUGCAUCAAUUGCUCAAUGGUUUCGAUCCGGCUGACCAGUAUCGCAAAAUGUACGAAUACGCAAUGGACACCGCGAUUACAUACACCAUGUUUCGGCCGAUGGUGGAGGACAAAGCCGAUAUUCUGAUCGCUACCGCUAAACACGAUGGUCCUGACGGGCAGAGAGAUGAUACUGGGCAGCAUCUAGUAUGUUAUGCGGGAGGUAUGCUGGCGCUUGGAGGGCGGCUCUUUGACAAUCAAACCCAUUUCAACGUGGGCCGAAAGAUCUCUGAUGGCUGUGCAUGGACGUACAAAAAAGCGCCAAAUGGAAUCAUGCCUGAGGUUUUCUCCAUGACGCCUUGCCCGUCGCAGUCGGAAUGCGAUUACAUACCGGGCGCUGCUCCGUUCAGCGCCGUGCAUGACGGUCGUUAUAUCCUCCGACCAGAAGCAAUCGAGUCGGUCUUCUACAUGUUUCGACUCACUGGAGAGACCAAAUAUCAGGACAUUGCAUGGGAUAUGUUCCGGGCCAUCGAAUCAAACACCAAAACUGAGUUUGGUAGUGCCGCACUCCAGGAUAUUAUGAAGACUCCACCAGAUAAGAGCGACAGCAUGGAGAGCUUCUGGCUUGCUGAAACUCUGAAAUACUUCUAUCUCAUCUUUAGUGAUCACGACCAGAUUAGCUUGGACGACUUCGUGUUCAAUACUGAGGCACAUCCUUUCCGGAUACCUUACCGAUAA
Alternaria burnsii is the source of this 1797-nucleotide messenger RNA. Its product is annotated as alpha-mannosidase ic. Gene Ontology annotation, biological process: N-glycan processing; carbohydrate metabolic process. Lineage: Eukaryota; Fungi; Ascomycota; Dothideomycetes; Pleosporales; Pleosporaceae. Gene Ontology annotation, cellular component: Golgi membrane; endoplasmic reticulum. The transcript is spliced from 2 exons. The coding region runs from base 1 to 1797 and encodes 598 amino acids. Gene Ontology annotation, molecular function: calcium ion binding; mannosyl-oligosaccharide 1,2-alpha-mannosidase activity. The record is from RefSeq and is a predicted model, not a curated record.